AUGGAAACGGUCCCUGCAGACUACGGCAAGCGGGUUUACCAAGGAGUCCGAGUCAAGCACACGGUGAAGGACUUGCUGGCUGAAAAGCGUUCAAGGCAGACCAGCAGCUCACGGCUGAACGGAAGUCUUGCCACAACACAGUCGUCAUUUGUCCCACUGGCAGGUUCUUCUGCUAUGUCUGGUUACUAUGGCAUCCGAAGAUCCCUAAUGGCAGAUGUGGAUUUACAAAACAAUAAGCAGAUCUCAAGUGACAUCUACACUUCCUCCCUCAUAGCAAAGCCAUUUGCGUAUGAAUCACCAGCAGUUCAGGGAUAUCCUUCGCUUCUAGACACCCAUUUCAUUGACCAAUAUGCUGACCACCGAACUGCAUCCGUCACCUCUGGAGCCUCGUCCCUCUUUAGUGCCUCAUCGCCACUGACGUCAGUCAUGCCAUCCUUCCCAAGCGACUCGGCACAUUUUUUAAGUAGAGACUCCUGGGAACAAGCCAUGCCCGACAGCCUUGGCCAAUCGGAUGUGUGUCCUCCCGACUCCCUUCAAGCACCUUCCAUCACUGCUGGCUGCCUCUCCUCUCAUGAGCCGGGAGUUUCCUCCCAGUACAGAAAUCCCAGCUGGAAUUCGCCCAUCUCUGGGACUCAGUCCUACUCUUUCCAUGCUCUGGACGACGUCCACUACGCAGCUGGCUACUCUGCUGCGUCUCCCUACCCAUUCUCAUCUUUUAUGUCCAGUGUGGCCAGUGACCUGACUCCCAAGAUGCUCCAGACCUCUUCAGAGGAGUCUUCAGACACAGCCCCUCUCCCUGACAACAGCUCCCUGUGGCCAAAGGAAGAUGGGAGCCCCCUUUGGGGGUCGUACGAAUGUCGAAGGACUUACUAAACCAAAGAGACUCGUGACAGAGGGGCAAUCAUAAGCCCCUCUGGUUUUAUUUAAAGAACUGCUUAAAGGGUUGUGACCAUCUUGAGAGAGCCUUUGUGGUGUAGUGGUUGGAGUGUUGGCCUAUGAACUGAGAGGUUCAAAUCCCCACUCAGCCAUGAAGCUUGUGGGGUGACCUUUGGCUCGUCACAAUCUCUCAGCCCAACCUACCUCACAGGGUUGUUGUGGGGAUAAAAUGGAAGAGAACUAUUCAUGUCUCAUUGAGUACCUUGGAGGAACGGUGGGAUAUAAAUGUAAUCAAUCUAAGAGGUGGGUGGACUUUAGGCUUACGGGAUCUGUUUUGGUUUUUGCUGCCAAUAUGCCAACUGGGGCCCAGUGCAAAAUUGUGGCUCAACUGAGUGAGUAUUCUUGAAUAAAAAAAAUUCC
Messenger RNA from Podarcis raffonei (Aeolian wall lizard), 1296 nucleotides. It is a transcript of the gene POU2AF2, whose product is annotated as POU class 2 homeobox associating factor 2. The transcript is spliced from 5 exons. Gene Ontology annotation, molecular function: POU domain binding; DNA binding. The record is from RefSeq and is a predicted model, not a curated record. Bases 1 to 873 code for a protein of 290 amino acids. NCBI's taxonomy places the organism in Eukaryota, Metazoa, Chordata, Lepidosauria, Squamata, Lacertidae.